AUGUCCAGAUCGGGUGAUAGAACAUCCACCUUUGACCCCACACACAGUGACACCCUGCUGCACGGGCUCAACCUGCUAUGGAGGAAACAGCUUUUCUGUGAUGUGACUCUCACUGCCCAAGGACAGCAGUUCUACUGCCACAAAGCGGUGCUGGCGUCCUGCUCUCAGUAUUUCAGGUGUCUCUUUUCCAGCAGUCAUAUGCUCAACAACGAGGGGACCAACAACAACAAGGACCAGGGGAGCAGUGGUACACCAUCUUCCUCCCCCGAUGACAAGCUGAUGGCCAGCACCCGGUCCAUCAACAACCUGGUCCUCCAGGGCUGCUCCUCCAUCGGACUACGGCUAGUGCUUGAGUACUUGUACACUGCCAACGUCACUCUCUCCCUGGACACUGUGGAAGAGGUGCUGUCGGUCAGCAAGAUCCUUAAUGUCCCCCAGAUCACCAAGCUCAGCGUGCAGUUCCUCAACGACCAGAUCUCCGUGCAGAACUACAAGCAGAUCUGCAAGAUCGCGGCGCUGCAUGGCUUGGACGAGACCAAGAAGCUGGCCAACAAGUACCUGGUGGAGGAUGUGCUGCUGCUGAACUUUGAGGAGAUGUGCGCCAUGCUGGACGCUCUGCCGCCCCCGGUGGAGUCGGAGCUGGCCCUCUUCCAGAUGUCGGUGCUGUGGCUAGAGCAUGACCGGGAGACUCGCAUGCACUACGCCCCGGACCUGAUGAAGAGGCUGCGCUUCGCCCUCAUCCCGGCCCCGGAGCUGGUGGAGAGGGUGCAGUCGGUUGACUUCAUGAGGAGUGACCCAGUGUGCCAGAAGCUGCUGAUGGAUGCCAUGAACUACCACCUGAUGCCCUUCAGACAGCACUGCAGGCAGACCACAGCCAGCAAGUGAGGAUGUACACACACACAUGCAUGCACGAACAUAUGUAUUCACACACACACACACACACACACACACACACACACAGAGGUUAGUAAAGGUACUACUUUGUACACUUGGAUAAGGUUAGGGUUAGUGAGGAUGCUUUAGAAUGGUCUACUCUAACUUAUUUUCUAUACCAUCUCACACUAGAACUUUGUUAACUCUCUGUAAAGUUUUUUAAGUGGUGAAAAGAUAGACAUAACUUAAAUCAAUAGGAAGAUAAUUGAACAGUACAUUCAGGCAUUUCUUCUGAAAUACGAGUUAUCACAUUAUUCCCAAAAAUAUUUAGGUCAAUUAUAAUUAAACAUAGGCACACUUGUAAAACAUAUUACAUAAGAGCACAUGAAAACUUCUAUUGACAUAAUCUGGGUAGAUAUGACCUAUAACCUAUAUAUACAUAACCUAUAUAUUUUUGAAUAGCUUGACAAGAGCAAGAAAAUAACUCAUGGAUUACAGAGUUAUAGGUCUGGGUGAUCCAUACCGAGAAUGGCUGCUUUGUCUGCCUUACCUACAGUACACAACCAUGGCUUGUCAUGGUGUGUUCAUCAUGAUCAGCAUUUUCAGAGACAGUUAAUGGACAGGAGUUGACAGGAAGAUGAUUGAUUGGUUGUGCUUGAAGCUGCUGAUGUUUACAGCAAACACCUUCGUUAAAAACCUCCUCAGAAACAUUUUUCAGUUUGUAUCAUGAGUCUCUGAAAUAUUAUGGAGCAAUUUUGACUUUUACAUUUUUUGAACAUUAUCUUCUUCAUUCAGAAACAGUAGGCUUUAUGAUUGGAAAACUAAUCUCACAGUAUUGUAGAAAAUAUAAAUAAACAAUUAUCUUGCUCUUGUGGUGUAUAAUGUAUUUACCAGGGUAAUUUAUGGCAUGGUUAAUUUCACUAUUUAUUUCUCACAAUAUCUUUAUGGAGCACACUACUGUUUCCCUAUCUAGUGGAAAUCCAAUAAAAAGUUAUAAGCAAUGGAGAGGACCUGCAUGUACUGUAGCAUGUUGCCAUGCCUAGUAGAGUCUCCUUAGUGAGAUGUCCAUAAAUGGGUCCAAAUGCAGCACGGAUCUAGGAUCUAAACUUCUCAUAUUAAUAUCACAUGCCACUGUUUCUCUCCCCUCAAUUAAUCAGCAUUAUCUAUAUCCAGUGGUCAUUUGCAUAUGAGAAUAAGCCCAAAAACACGAGUGAGCCAGUAUCCAAAUGUAUGCACUGAGACGGUGGUCAUUUAGUCAUAAAAAAUAACAAUACAAAUGUCUGGAAUUAAUGGCCAAUGUUGUUAAAACGACUGUUACUUUGUGGGUGGUUGUUUAAUUGCAUUGAACUUCAUUCGAAACAAGAUGACUGGACUCAAUGUACAGUAAAGUAUGUGGCUCGGCUAUUUCACAAACAAACCCCCAGAACUCAAGAAUAUGUUGCACAAUUGGUUCAGAACUGCCACAUGGAGAGUCUUGACCAGUGGAAUAGCAAUAUUGAUCUACUCUACUGUACAUUGCCCAGUCAUAUUUGCGUCACUGUAUGUCACCCUGUAGAAAUGUUCUGAUGACUUCACACCUAAUUUAACAGAUAUAUUUAGGGUGUAAACCCCCUUUGGACAGAAAGCAUAUGAAAAACAAGUGGGUAAAUUUUUUCACAUCAAUUCAGAGAACAAACAGUUAUGAAAUUACAAAGCCCAGUUACUCUGUUAUUACCAUGUUAUUAAAUAUAUAUAAUGUUCAAGUUAAUACACAAUGUUGUUAAGCUGUUACUACUAUGAUCUACAUAGCUCAUAUAGUGUUGGCCAAUAAGGAAGUUUCUACAUGAUGGGGAAGAUAAUUUUCUUAUCUUUCAUAUAGGAUAUGCUACAAUUCAAUGACUUCCAACACAAUGAAGUUGUAGUGAUUAGUUGCAGUUGGCUUAAUACUAUAAUGAAAAAGCUUCUAUUUUUGUUUGAUGUUGGUGGAUGUUUUAUUUAAUCUAUAUCAGUUAUGUAAUCUUUGUGUUUCCUAUCUCUUGUCCCCACACCUCAACCCCCCUCCACCCCAACCCCAUCCAAACCUCAACCCCCCUCCACCCCAACCCCAUCCAAACCUCAACCCCCCUCCCCCCAACCCCAUCCAAACCUCAACCCCUCCACACCCACUUUCCUCCAGGAUUCGUUCCAAUAAGAGGAUGCUGUUGCUGGUGGGUGGCUUGCCCCCUGGACCCGAUCGACUCCCCAGUAAUCUGGUCCAGUACUAUGACAACGAGAAGAAGACAUGGAAGAUCCUCACCAGUGAGUAGUAGCCCUGUCUUUUACCUGAAGCUUCUUCUGUUAUAAGCAUAAAAAGAAUCAACGUUUUAUCAACAUCAUAUUUUAUAUUUUUUCAACAUGCUGACGUUGAACAUCAAUUGAUUUUUUGGUUGAAUUCACAAAAAGUCAUACACAGUUUAUGUCUAAUUUUAACCAGUUUUCAACCACGAAUCAACAACAGGAUUUCAAGGUUUGUUUCAAGUUUAAUGUUACGAGGCUUUGCCUUUAGUACAGGUUAAUUUUCAGAUAAAAUGAGGGAAGAGGGAAGAAGUUCCUCAAAUUCCUAGAGGUAAUGGUGUAUCACUAGCACUUUUAGUGUACGUUUUUAAUCAGAGCGUGACAUUACAGGCUCACCACCAUGGUGUGGAUCUUCCCUUAUUUUUGCUGAAAUCUCCUGGCAAAGAUGAAUGGCCAGAUUUAUAGGGGUUGACACACGUUAGGGCAAGUCAAGUCUGACAUUAGAAACUUUAGAAGUCUUUAUAAACCUUGAAUACACUACAAGUUUGCAUGUCCUGCUGUGCAACAAAAGAGUGAACAAAGUAGCCAUUUACACUCAUACCCGUGUACAGAUUGUAAAUUGCAGAUUUGGGCACUGAUAAACGCCUAAAUUGGAACGCAGUGGCUGUACAGUAACAUGCUAUACAUGAUGUUAGAGCUCUGGUUCUGUGCUUCACAGAGCUGUAUGGGUUUUGACUGACAGCCAUUCUAAACUUGAGUACCUUGCGCGACAAGAAGUUGCCCCCAUUUCUCCCAGUAAUUGGGCAACUUUUGCACAUUUUCUGUUGUCUGAGUGAGGGAAAUGCUGUAAAUUAAGAGGACUCUAUAUAUUUUGAAAGAUGAGACGUUGAGGAUUAUAAUAAAUACCGCUUUGAUGUCUGUAGCUCAGCUGGUAGAGCACGGCGCUUGUAACGCCAAGGUAGUGGGUUCGAUCCCCGGGACCACCCAUACACAAAAAAGUUUAAAAAAUUAUGCACGCAUGACUGUAAGUCGCUUUGGAUAAAAGCGUCUGCUAAAUGGCAUAUUAUUAUUAUUAUUAUUAUUUAUUAUAAAAGCAAGCCAAACACCCAUGAGUCCAAAUGUGCACUUCACAUUUCCAAAUCAUAAAACUCAUGUCAUAUACAGUGUCAAUGUUUAUGAUCACUAUGUUUGAUGUACAGUUACAAGAUGACAUGAUGUCACUCCCUGGAAUGUUUUGAACAGAAUGAGCCUAUUUUUGUUUAUUGUGAAGAAAAUAAGCUGCUGCACAAGCAACUGAAUGCACUCAUGACUCCUUUCUAUGCACACCAAAAUUACGAUCUGUUUCUCUGAAUUGCCUUGUGAAAGCCUAACACUGUAAUAUUCUAUUUUAUAACUUAGCUAGUCAUAUUGGCAAUAGAACAGGCUUUCAAAUGAUGCCCACCUGACCCAGUUGCAAUUUAUAAUGGACCGUUUUUGGAUUGUGUAAACAACAACAGUAAUUGUGGGAUGGUGGGGAUGCAGGGUUGUGUUCCAAACAAAACAACUACAAGUGUGCUUGCUCUAGUUCCUCAACAGCACAGCUAGGACAGCAAAAAAAAAAGUACCAUAUAGUUGAAGAUUCUUCUUUGAGUCAUAAAAGUGCAUGACUUACUAACUGUGCACACUUUGGAGAGAUGUGUGGCCACUUGGAUACACCAGUUAGUCCUCUCACUCAAACCCUUGUCAAUUUUGUGUCUUAUGUUGCACCUACCCCACAUUUUCCAGGAAUAGUCUUAUCAUGUUACUGAAUGUAUCCAGAGUAUUUUCACAGUUCGUUAUGAUCAAAUGCGACGAAAAGUACAGUAAAUGUAAAAUGCACAGAAAAUCAACAGUGUAAGGUUUGGAUUCAGUCUUGUGCCAGGUUGUGUCCAAACCUUUGGUGUAAUAAUUUCCCCAUAAACUGUUCCCUUUCAAUUGCUACCAUGAUUAUGAAUGUUCAUAUUUCUUCUGUAAGAAACAUUUCAAUUUAGCCUUAUCCAUAUAGGCCAAUCCCACGAGUGUAAAGGGUUAAGAUCCUACAUCUGUAAUACUUCUGAAAAUACAAAGAACAAGCUUUCUAUUACACUACUUGCCUCAACAUAUAGUGUUCUAUGCUCUCUCUCCCACCUGUCUAUGUUGACCUUUUGAGAGACACCACUAUAUUCUUGCCACAUUCCAUAGGUCAAACAAGUGCUAAUGGAAAACCUUAUCUGUCCUUUGCAUCAUCAUCAUCAUCUGUGUUCAUAUUGAGUUGUUGUCCUCUGGCCUGGCAGUGUGCAUCUCUCACUAAUGUUGCUCCAUUCAUACAUAUUAACCACUGGUCUACCUACCUACUGUCAUCUCCUAGACCUUGUACACUCUAUUCUCGCAAUACAAUACAACUUUAUUGUCCAUUUGUCACAACUGCUCUCAAUCAGUCCCCAUUCAACACACUAACAACACUUGUCUCACACAUGCCCAUAGUUAUUUCUGGUCCUGGUCUGAUGUUGCCAGUGUUAUUUACCAUGAUACCAUUUCAACACAUACCAUCUGUAGCUAGACAGAAUUGUAGCAGUGGUCCCAAAUAUUACGCACCUGUCUACUGUCUGUCAACACGCAAUAAGCUACAUUUCUGCUCUGUUAUCAUUAGUGUUACAUUAAUGGUAUUUUAACAUUUCCUCUUGAUUUUGUCAGCCAUGUUACCAAAACAGGCAUGCAUACACAACGACUUUCAGCCUCAUUGAUAUUUCAGUAUUGACAUUUUUCUCAUUAAAGCUCAUUGGUAUAAAGUGUAACAACCAAAAGGUCAAUGGGGAUUUCCAUUAUUCAAAACUAAAAGUUAACACUCAAAUGGUCCGUGUCCGUGUGGAAGAACAAAACUGCAAAAUCAUUCCCUUAACGUAACACAUCGAUGGCCACCUGAUGGAGCUGCUACACAAUAGAUGUGGAAUAGAGAAUGAUUAACAUUCAAUCAUAACUUUUCAAUGAGGCGAAGCCUGAGAGGGAUAGCGUUUGAUUAAGACAUUUAUCAACACAAUUUAGGGAGAGUCUGAUCCCUCUUGUCGCGUCAGAUCACUGCAGCUCGUCUGUUCUAGAAACUAGAGGAACUCUUGCUUGCCAUCUAGUGUACCUAUAGCACCGUGAAGAAGCAGGGAAGGGAAAGGAAUGGAAUGGAAGACAAAGACAGUGGCUCGGAUAAAGUAGUGACUCUGUCCACUGCUGCCUGAUUCUACAGUACCUGAGCCAACCUGGCAUUAACACCUCAUGGCUUCAAAAAUGAAUCUUGAUCUAAGCACAGUACAGAACAAAAGAAUGCAAUGUGGUGGGAUGCAUCACUAAUGAUGUUAGAUGGCUGUAGUAACGCAACGUUGAUUAGUGCAGUUGCCGUGGAGUCAUUCAGUCAACCCCAACCAAUGCUGAGGUGUCUGACUCCCUCUAGUGAGCCUGAGAGCUUACUGUAAAGUCAAGGCAAGGCCAAUUCGAAGGGAUUGGGUUUCUGCCACAUAGUGGUCUUACAGUUUAGGCUCCAGUGGUAAAUAUGGAACAAUUGAAACGGAUUUUGAUAUCAACAUCUAUGAACAUCAUGAUCCCUGAUUCAGAGAUGGAUCUUAUUUAUUUUCAGGCUGUAAUGUGCAAGACUAUCAGAAUAGGAAUAAAACAAAUGAAUUAGCCAACUUGAACAUAAGUUAUGGACAGUAAAACCACUGUUCUGAGUCUAUUUACCCUCAGUACCGUCUAAUUUACCCUCAGUGGAGUGCAAUGUUUUUUUUACAGUUUCAGAUGUUGUUUACUAUGAGCAGAAAUCACAACACAACAAAAAUAACCACUCAUUAACAUUUCUUAGCAUCUACUGAAUGAUAACAUUAAGGCAUGUAAGGAAGUCUGCCACCUACACCCUCUUGCCAUUGUGGUGCACUGAAGUCAGGGAGUAUAAUCCCCUUCCCUCAAGAUAAAGCUGUUAGUCCUCCUAUCUAUCUGAGGCUCUCCACCUUCAAUGGAAGACCUCUGCAAGUCACACACCCUUAUUGAAGAUAAAGCUCUGUUAGUCAGUCACUAUCUGUCUGAGCUAGACUCCCCUCUAUGAGUGGAAGACCUCCACAUGUCAGCCAGCCACAGCUAUUGAGAUUGCAGAGCUGAGGAGAGGAGAGGCCAAUCGUAAAGAAAUGAGAUUCAAGGCUGUCUAAUUUUACAGCAACUGCAAUCCAUCAGACUAGCGGGGAGGUGACAGUGGAAAUGACGGAUGGAGACAGACAGGUGGGCUUUACCAUGCCACUGAUUUACGCUCAAAAGCCCACGCACAGUACGGGCCUCUAGAUUUAUCGAGUGAACAUGAUUAUGUUCAUUAUGACUGUCACCUAAGACCAUUUCUCUCCAUCUCAAUGGGGGUCACUUUAGCAGGGGAAGAUGGAGGGGAGAGAGGGAUAGACUGGACCACCUAGACAUACAGACAGUAAACAGGCAGGGAGACCACCACCAGGUGCUGUAGUCAGUGUGGUGUAUUAUAUUGUAGUGUUGAUUGGGAGCGUUUGGCCCUGUGAGCUUCAUGCAGUGUGUUGUCGAAUGUGAAAUAACACCAAAAAUGUCUGAAUACUGGAUUAAAAGGAAUUGUUUUGAAUCUUUUGGUUGAUUUUGUGCUAGAAUUGUACCUUUGUUUAGAGUGCAAGUUACUGCUCUUUUCACACACAGUAUAGAGUUUUCACUGGAUGUCAUGUUGGCUUUAGCCAGUUGCUAACUCAAGUUCCACCUGUGACAUGGUGAGGUAGAACCCAGGAGCAGAGACGAGAACCAGAGGAGGAACCAGUGGUUUAGGAAAAAAUGUAAAUACUUUACAGGAAAACGUUCAACAGAAGGUACAAAGUAAAACUGGGAAAACAACCAUCACUAAGACUCGAACUCACUCAGGAGACAACGCACAUGGCAAACAAAUCAAGCUACUGCAAAGGGUGACAGAAAACACACCUCUCUAAAAGGAAAUCAUAAUUUGUAACAACACCGUCAUUAUAGUCUCUAGGGCGGUCUCUGCCUCCCUCUGGUGACAGGUGGAACCAUGACACCACCAUUCUGUGUCCUGCCAGUUUCUGACAUCCUCCACUGUUGUCUUGUGUCUCCCAGUAAUGCCUUACAACAGUGCCCAUCACUGUGUGGUGGAGGUGGAGAACUUCAUUCUACUGCUGGGUGGAGAGGACCAGUGGAACCCCAAUGGUAACAUCACUACAGAUACUACUACUAAUACCAAUACUAUCCAUGUAUAGUAUCUAUAUAUUUUAUUGCCACUCGACAUUGUUUGAAAGGAUAAGAGUGGCCAUAUUAACUGUUUAUGGAUCUUGAUUCUGGCAUGUAUUUUGCAGGAAAGCACAGCACUAAUCAUGUCAGCCGUUAUGAUCCACGAUUCAACAGUUGGAUACAACUUCCGCCUAUGCAGGAAAGGUAAGUCAAUGCAAACAAGAUUGACAAAAUAAUGCAAUACAAAUAGAUGUGGGAAUUAUUGUACUGAUUAUUAACACUGAAUUAUUGCAGUGUCUGAAUGUUAUAACCAUUCCAUACAAAUAGCUUAGCGGUUAGAGCGGUUAGGGCCAGUAACUGAAAGGUUGCUGGUUCUAAUACCCAAGCCGACAAGGUGAAAAAUCUCCAGGGGCGCCUUACUACUAUGGUUGACACUGUAAAGCAUCACAUUUCACAGCAGCUAUACAGUGUAUGGGACAAUAAAACAUAUUUUUUUACAUACAGAGGUUAUAACUGAGUUAUAACUUUGUCCACCAAGGCUUCCACCAUGCACACACACACACACACACAUGCACACACUCACACACAUACACACACACAUGCACACACACACACAUGCACACACACCCCCCUACACACACACUGUCCUGGAUGUUUUAAUGAUGUUGUCUGGUUGAUGCCUCCUCCUCAGGAGAGCCAGUUUCUUCGCCUGCUGCCUGGAUAAACACCUGUAUGUGAUUGGUGGGAGGAACGAGUCGGGCUACCUCUCCAGCGUGGAGUCCUACAACCUGGAGACUAACGAGUGGAACUACGUAUCCUCCCUGCCCCAGCCCCUAGCCGCACACGCUGGAGCAGUGCACAAUGGGAAAAUAUAUAUCUCAGGUCAGACCUCACUCAUUUUAUUUAACCUUCAUUUUACUAUGUUGUCCCAUUGAGGUCAAAAUACCUAUUUUACAAGGGAGACCUCACAGAUCAUCUCAAUGGAAAAUGAGUUCAUGCUGAAAAUGUAAAGCAAAAAAAUUACUAACUCAGACACAGUAAAAAUCUAUUGAUCUGGAGUAUCGUGAUUAGUGCAGGACUGCUAAAUAUCACCUAUCAAUGCAUACACAGACUCGUUGAUUUCCCUGCACACUCAGUCAGGCUGUUUCUCUUCAAAAGCAGAGUGAUGGGUCUAUUGAUCCUGACCCUUCCAUUCACAGCUAAUAAUAACGUCUUUAUGUGUGUAUCUGCUAUACCACUAUAGGUGGAGUCCAUAAUGGAGAAUACGUAUCCUGGCUGUAUUGCUACGACCCCAUCAUGGAUGUGUGGGCCAGGAAACAGGAUAUGAACACAAAGAGAGCCAUUCAUGCCUUGGCUGGGAUGAAUGACCGCCUCUACACUAUCGGGGGCAACCAUCUGAAAGGUAAGGACUGGCAUGUCUCAGCUACUCUAUUUUUUGCACAUAGACAAUUAAUGAAUGUGGAGUAGAAGAUGGAUCAUCUGAAUACUAGUAUUUCCUCUUCAGGAUGCUGUCCACCAAUGCAAAAUUGUAUUCAAUAGCUUGACCCAUAUAGCCAUAUGACCCCAAUAGCUUGUCCUCAGCUGAGCAUUAUUCUAGGAAUAUUGCAGUGUGGAAAAUCACAAUGAGGGUUUCUCAUCAUGUUUCCUUUCUGCUGUGCUCAGGUUUCUCUCACCUGGACGUGAUGCUGGUGGAGUGUUAUGAUCCCAAAGCGGACCAGUGGAACAUCCUCCAGACACCAAUCCUGGAGGGACGCAGUGGCCCCGGCUGUUGCAUCCUGGACGACAGCAUCUUCCUAGUGGGAGGAUACAGCUGGAGCAUGGUAAAGGCUAAUUUCACUAUCUUUAUCCUACAUUAACGCUAUACCGUAUGUAUGAUUGUGUGUGAGUAUGAAGUUGCUUGUUUUAAAAUCACAAUAGCUUAGGGUAUGUAGGCCUACAGUAUGGGUUUAGGAAUACCAACAACCUGUUGGCUAGAUUAGUUUCAGUCCUGAUAGAGACAACCGUAGGUGGGACACUGUGAAAUACCUUUAAAUGACCUUGAAAGAAUUGCCCUCAUAGACACAUGUAUGAAUGAAUAUAAUAACGAUGUCUCAACUGCUGUAUUGCAGGGAGCCUACAAGUCUUCCACCAUCUGCUUCAGCCCAGAGAAGGGGACCUGGACAGAGCUGGAGGGAGAGGUGGCCGAGCCCUUAGCAGGCCCAUCCUGCUCCACUGUCACAUUGCCUGCCUGUCUGCCCUUCAAUAAAUAA
Messenger RNA from Coregonus sp. 'balchen', 10595 nucleotides. The record is from the annotation of a GenBank genome assembly. NCBI's taxonomy places the organism in Eukaryota, Metazoa, Chordata, Actinopteri, Salmoniformes, Salmonidae.